Messenger RNA from Corylus avellana, 969 nucleotides. The record is from RefSeq and is a predicted model, not a curated record. Lineage: Eukaryota; Viridiplantae; Streptophyta; Magnoliopsida; Fagales; Betulaceae.
AUGGGGAUGCCCAGAAAGGUGGGAAUGGCAAUGGGGCUACAAAAGUUGACGGCACCAUUGAAGCAGGAAACACUUCCAACAUCGUCGUUGUCGUUGCCACGGCCUAGGUUCCUCCAAAAGGUGGUGUUCUCACACUCAUUCGGCGUCUUAUUUAAUGAAGUGAGCUGGAGCUAUGUUGUGUUUACCUAUGAUGGUAUAAUUCAAUGGAAUUCUUUGCAGGUGGGCUUUGAGAUGGUGGAUGCUAUAGCCGAAGCUGAAGGGAUAUCCAUAAGCAGUGUUUCAUUCAAAGCUCUAUUAGGAAAAGGUUUUAUUGGAGAUAUUCCAGUUAUGCUUGCCAAACCCCAAACUUUCAUGAAUGCAAGUGGUGAGUCUGUUGGGGCCAUUGUUUCGUAUUACAAGAUUCCGUUGAAGCAAGUAAUUGUGAUUUUUGACGACUUAGAUUUGCCAUUUGCAAAGUUGCGGCUUUUGCCAAAAGGUGGACACGGAGGACAUAACGGGAUGAGGAAUAUCAUUGAUCACUUCAAAGGGAACCGUGAUUUUUCUCGUUUAAGGAUUGGCAUUGGACGGCCUCCUGGGAAAAUGGAUCCUAUCAACUUUGUUCUUCGCCCCUUCACCAAACAAGAACGUCAAGAGUUAGACUUUACGUUUCAACAUGGCCUGGAAGCAGUGCGGAUUCUUUUGCUUGAGGGGUUUAAUAAAAGUGCCACAUUUGUUAACAGUGCCAAACCCUUGGAACAACUUGGUUAAUUUUUGGCAUAAAAUCUAUGAUUUUUUUUUUUUUUUUGGUGAUCAAGGACUGGCAUAUAUUAUUCAUCAAGGAGAUUGUGUCAUAGCUAAUAAUCAUUGGGGUUUUUUUUUUUCCAAUGAUUUUUCCAGAAGAAAUACCUUUUGCGAAUACAUUAGAGAUCAUUUCCAAGCUGAUGGGUAAAGUGAUUGUCUCUAUGUUUUUAUAGGCAAUUUGAAGUUCUG